AUGUCAGUUUCUCAAGUCGAUCCGGAUCAGUACACCCGUGCGGGCUCUAUAACAAAAGCUUACUUCCGGGACGUCUACUCGGCAAUUGAACCUACUAAGUCCGACCUCUCACAGCAGGGUAAAGUAGCUAUCGUUACAGGUGCCGGAAAGGGAAUUGGAAGAGCAAUUGCACUGGCCCACGCCAAAGCCGGUGCAGCUGGGAUUGUUCUCAUUACACGGUUCUCGCAGUCGGCGGAAGAGACAAAGUCAAUUAUCGAGGCAGACUAUCCUCACGUCAAAGUGCUAGCCCUCCCAACGGAUAUCACGGACGAAUCCGAGGUAUCACGUUCGAUCGACUCGAUCAAGAGCACGUUUGGAACAGCACAUACCCUCAUCAAUAACGCAGGGGUCUUCUCCUCCAUUGCGACAAUUGAUCAGGCCGACCCAGCGACGUGGUGGAAAGACUUUGAAGUCAACGUGCGUGGGACAUACCUAGUAACCGCGGCGUUUUUACGUUUAGCAGCAGCUAACAUACAGCCCACAAUUGUGAACCUUGUCAGCACAAUCGCGUUAACACCUCCGUCUCUGAGUAGCUACUUUGUUAGCAAGCUUGCAGUUGCAAAGUUUACCGAGUUCCUGCCCUUGGAGAACCCAAACGUAGCGGCCUAUAGCCUUUCACCUGGUAUUGUGCUCACGGACAUGACUUUGGAUCCGUUCAAACCUUUUGCAAAGGACACUGCCGAACUGACCGGAGCUGUCACCGUGUACCUGGCUGCUAAACGCCCUCAGUAUUUGAACGGUCGACACCUGGUGGCGAAUUGGGACGUCGAGGAGCUUGAGGCUCGCAAGGAUGAACUUAUUUCUUCGGACAAAUUGAAAGUUGGCCAGUUUAUUUAA
Molecule: messenger RNA, 876 nt
Organism: Talaromyces rugulosus
Lineage: Eukaryota; Fungi; Ascomycota; Eurotiomycetes; Eurotiales; Trichocomaceae
Exons: 3
Coding region: 1-876 (291 amino acids)
Molecular function (GO): oxidoreductase activity, acting on the CH-OH group of donors, NAD or NADP as acceptor
Source: RefSeq, a predicted model, not a curated record